UGGGAUGGUUAAAAUCCUUUAUGCAUUUAAACUACACAGCCCACAAUGCAACGCGGGAGGCGACGUCCCUCUUCUCCGCACCGGUCUGCUGAUUGCCAGUCUGCCCGACUCUGCCACAGACAGCUGAGGAUUUCCAGACGGGGGAUCCCGGCCGGCUCGCUACGGCCUUGUAAUAUCGAAACGGUGCGGCGCACAGUUUGUUGAAAUGGCGAAAACGUACGAUUAUCUCUUUAAACUGCUGCUCAUCGGAGACAGCGGAGUCGGCAAGACAUGCCUGCUGUUCAGAUUCAGCGAAGACUCCUUCAAUACCACCUUCAUAUCCACAAUAGGAAUAGACUUCAAAAUCAGAACCAUAGAGUUGGACGGAAAGAGAGUGAAACUACAGAUUUGGGACACUGCAGGGCAGGAGAGGUUUCGCACCAUCACUACUGCUUACUAUAGAGGAGCGAUGGGCAUCAUGUUGGUCUAUGACAUCUGCAAUGAGAAGUCCUUUGAGAACAUAAAAAACUGGAUCAGAAAUAUUGAAGAGCAUGCCUCAUCCGAUGUGGAGAAGAUGAUCCUGGGUAACAAGUGCGACAUGACUGACAGGAGACAGGUGUCUAAAGACAGAGGUGAAAAGCUGGCCAUAGACUAUGGUGUGAAGUUCUUGGAAACCAGUGCAAAGUCCGGCUUGAACGUAGAAGAGGCUUUUUAUACCAUGGGGAGAGACAUAUUACAUAACCUGAGCUCGAAGACAGCUGACAACAACGCCGGCGGAUCGGGAAAACCGGUGAAGAUCACAGAUAAAAAGUCGAAGAGAAUCAAACUGUUCAAGUGUUCGCUUCUCUAGGCGACCCGUCCGUAGCGUUUACGUUGCUAGCCGUGAGCUUGCUAUUUUGGAGGGUCCCUGCCUCUGGCGCUUCCUUAGCAGGGUCUGAACUCAUCAUAAUCAGUGGGGCCAGCUGAGCUCAGAGGUUCAUGGGUGGCUGAGGGGCGGCCUUGAUUUGCUGACCGGAAGAGGAUCAACGAGGACUGAGGCCUGAUACUUUAUAUCUGCUCAUGCAAAAGACUUGUGCAUGACUAUCAGCAGCGGUUUGUAGCUUGAUGCCUGCUCGCAGUGGGCAAUUUUACUACACCUCCAUUGGAUCUCAUAAAAAUAUUUCACAAGGUUGUCUUAUAUGUAGAAAAAAAAGAAGACUUUCAUAUAUCGUAGCAUCAUUUUAUACACACUACCUAUUGUUAUACUUACUAUGAUGAUGCUCAAAGUUAAGCAUAUCAAGUCUCGGCGUUGAUUGUAUUUGUCUGUGUGAAUUUAUGUAUAUUUAUAAGCUUGUGAUCUCCGGUUGCACUGGCAUCAUCUCUUUUCUGUUCAUUCGUGCCUAGAAGGAGUUGCAGUAUUGUGAGAGGAAAGAAAAAAACAUAUGUACAAAUGCCAUCCACUUUAUUCUCUUACUUUUAUUUAUUCUUUUUUAAUAGAACCAUUAUUUAUACAGGUUUUAGUGUCAAAAUGAAACUGCGCAAAAGGAUUGUUUGUGUCUUGGAACCUGUGCUUAAUACAUAUUGUAUUGUAUUAUUAUGAGUAUUUGCAUGAAAGCUCUGAGGGGUCAUUAUUAAGCACACAAGUAUCUCAAAAGAACGUGUUUACAGGCGAUAUUUGAAAAAUGUCAACAAUAUAUAGGACGUUCGUGUUUUUACCAUUCACAUAAGUGUAUAAUAUGUCAGCACAACUAACCGUGUUUAUACUUUACUUUUCUCCUGUAGAGACGGUAGGCGUUCGACGGGUUCUCUUUACACCUCCAACAUGAAAACACAAUGAUUGGGGAAAAGCUGUAAUGUGACUGGUUAUCUUUGUGAGCUACUGUAUGUUACACCAAUGACAAGUAAAGACGGUGAAGAAAGCGGAUCUUUA
This is a messenger RNA of Mugil cephalus (flathead mullet), 1888 nucleotides long. RefSeq names its product ras-related protein Rab-8B-like. The record is from RefSeq and is a predicted model, not a curated record. The transcript has 8 exons. Bases 206 to 829 code for a protein of 207 amino acids. Gene Ontology annotation, biological process: Golgi vesicle fusion to target membrane; regulation of exocytosis; cellular response to insulin stimulus. Gene Ontology annotation, molecular function: GTP binding; GTPase activity. Gene Ontology annotation, cellular component: plasma membrane; trans-Golgi network transport vesicle; endosome. Lineage: Eukaryota; Metazoa; Chordata; Actinopteri; Mugiliformes; Mugilidae.